UGGCCCGCAUGGAGAAGGCGUGGUCUUUCUUCCCCUUUAUUGUCGUCCAUGCUGUCUGGCAGCGGCUGCAGUGCACACGCUGAACAGCAGCCCUCGGGUACAGCUCCUCCCUGGGACUGCACUCUCCUCUCAUAACUCCUGCAGGAUUAGGAAAAGGGUGAAGGAAACAUGGUGAACCAAAGAGUGGACAUCGGUUGGCAGUCCUCUAAGAGCGACUCCAGCGGGGUCAGUAACAGCGGAGAGAGCUCCAAAGAGAGCUCCAGGUGCUCAACCCCAGUACUGGACGCCGACCGCACCGAUCGUCUGCGGGACAAGAUGAAGCGCCGGAUUGAGUCUGGGGACCACUGGUUUUCCCUGGAGUUCUUUCCACCUCGCACAGCGUCUGGAGCCGUCAAUCUUAUCUCUAGAUUUGACCGGAUGGGUUCUGGAGGUCCUCUCUUCAUUGACGUCACUUGGCAUCCGGCUGGAGAUCCGGGCUCAGAUAAAGAAACAUCUUCCAUGAUGAUAGCAAGCACAGCGGUCAAUUACUGUGGCCUGGAGAGCGUCCUGCAUUUGACAUGCUGCAAUCAGACAAAGGAGAAAAUAUCAGCCCAUUUAAAUAAAGCCAAGCGGCUCGGCCUCAAGAAUAUCAUGGCCUUGAGAGGAGAUCCUAUUGGGGAAGAUUGGGUGGAGGAAGAUGGCGGUUUUAACUACGCUACAGAUCUGGUCAAACACAUUCGCUGUGAAUUCGAUGACUACUUUGAUAUCUGUGUUGCAGGUUACCCCACGGGCCACCCAGAGGCGGAGAGCUACGAAGAUGACCUCAGGCACCUGAAGGAGAAGGUUGAUGCUGGUGCACACUUCAUCGUCACCCAGCUCUUCUUCAGGGCAGAAACCUUCCUCAAAUUUGUCAAAGACUGCCGAGCCAUUGGCAUCACCUGCCCCAUUCUCCCAGGAAUAUUCCCUAUUCAGUUUGAAUCUCCGUUGUUUGCACAGGGGUAUCAUUCACUCCGUCAGCUGGUCAAACUCUCCAAACUGGAAGUGCCGGAGGAGAUCAUGCAGGUGAUUGAGCCCAUUAAGGACAAUGAUGCCGCCAUUCGCAACUAUGGCAUCCAUCAGGCGGUGGAGAUGUGUAAGGUUCUUCUGGCCAGCGGUGAGGUCCCGGGCCUGCACUUUUACACACUCAACAGAGAGGUGGCCACCAUGGAAGUGCUCAGACAGCUGGGCUUAUGGGCAGAGGAUCCCCGGCGACCUCUGCCCUGGGCCGUCAGCGCUCAUCCGAAGCGUAAGGUAGAAGACGUCAGGCCAAUCUUCUGGGCUUCCCGACCCAAAAGCUACAUCUACAGAACCCAAGACUGGGAUGACUUUCCCAAUGGAAGAUGGGGUAACUCUUCAUCACCAGCCUUUGGUGAUCUGACAGACUACUACCUGUUCUACCUGAAGAGUAAAUCUCCGAAAGAGGCCCUCCUGCAGAUGUGGGGUGAGGAACUAAUGAGCGAGGAGAGUGUUUAUGAAGUCUUCACCAACUAUAUCACCAGCCAAACCAACCGCAAUGGACACAAGGUCAUGUGUCUGCCGUGGAACGAUGAUCCUCUGGCUCCGGAGACCAACCUGCUGAAGGAUGAGUUGGAGAAGGUGAACCGCAGAGGGGUUCUGACCAUUAACUCUCAACCCAACAUUAACGGCAAACCCUCAUCUGACCCCAUUGUGGGCUGGGGCCCUGCGGGGGGAUAUGUAUUUCAAAAGGCUUACCUGGAAUUUUUCACAUCCAGUGAAAAUGUUACUGCACUUCUGCAAGUGCUGAAGAAAUAUGAACCUCGCGUGAACUACCAUAUAGUCAACGUUCAGGGCAGGAAUACUACAAAUGCCCAUGAUAUGCAGCCCAACGCUGUGACAUGGGGCAUAUUCCCCGGCAGAGAGAUCAUUCAGCCCACCGUCGUGGAUCCUGUCAGCUUUAUGUACUGGAAGGAUGAGGCUUUUGCACUGUGGAUUGAACAGUGGGCGAAGCUAUACGAGGACGAGUCACCCUCACGAAUGAUCAUUCAAUACAUCCACGACAACUACUUCCUCGUCAACCUGGUGGACAACGACUUCCCGCUUGACAGCUGCCUGUGGCAGGUGAUCGAAGACAUGUUCACACUCCUGUACUCCCCUCAAGAAACUCAGGAGGAGUGAAAUGAAUGUUAGCAUCACCGAACUUGCAAAGUUUGCCUGCGCUGCUAUUGAGAUGUCUGGACACACGCACAUACGGAGUACUUUACUGUAACGACAGUGUUUUAGUCCGUUUCAGAGCUUAAUUUGUCAUUAUUCCCAAUGCAUAGGGAAAAAAUCAUGACAAAUGUAGCACAACAGAAGAUGAUUCAAGUUGAUCUUUAAAGGGUCCUAUGUUUGCAGUUUUGGGUGCCUUUUUCUUAUAUUUUUAUCCUAUGUUUUUAACUAUUUAUAGACUGUAUUUUGGAUAUGGCAUAUGUUCAAUAUAUGAUUGUCAAAGCAAUGAACUCAUGUACAGUAAACAGGUCAAACGUGUGGACACAAAAUACAGUAUAUGGUUACUGUACAAACAAGCCAUGUUUUCCUCAAAAAACAAAAAAGUAAUAAUUUUGUUUAAAGGGAUAGUUCACCCAGAAAUUAAAAUGGUAAUUGUUCGUACCCACUUUUUAUUAAGUGGCCUUAACUACUAUGUACUUACAUUUUAAUUAAUAAUUCACCCAAAUUUCAAAGUCCAUGCCUCUGUUGGAUGUGCUGCGGUUGAUAAUGGUGAAGGAUUGGUGCGCUGCCAUCAGCAGAUGUUAUGUUAAACCUGAAGGGUUGAAGUUACUUCAACAGCUGCACACAUGAAACAUCACACUUGUUGGAAGGAAGCCAACGCUAUGGACUUGACCUUAUUUUUGCUUGAACAGGCAUGUGCUUAAGCAUGGUUAUUAAACAUGUUCAUAUAUAAGGGUGUUUUUUUUCUCUCUCUCUGUAGCAUCACAUGUUGGUGCGGUUUGCUUUUUAAAAAGGAGUAUUUUGUAUUUUUUUUCCCUCUAUAUACAUGUGUAAGAAUCCAUUAUAUAGUACAGUAUCUGGAUGUUUUUGAGCUCUCUGCAUUCAAGCAUUUUUCAGUUUUAAACAAAUUUGUUUAGCUGUUACUUUCAUAUUCUGCAAUAAAUAUUUUCAAUAAAA
Molecule: messenger RNA, 3144 nt
Organism: Carassius gibelio (silver crucian carp)
Lineage: Eukaryota; Metazoa; Chordata; Actinopteri; Cypriniformes; Cyprinidae
Product: methylenetetrahydrofolate reductase-like
Exons: 12
Coding region: 169-2154 (661 amino acids)
Biological process (GO): tetrahydrofolate interconversion
Cellular component (GO): cytosol
Molecular function (GO): FAD binding; methylenetetrahydrofolate reductase [NAD(P)H] activity
Source: RefSeq, a predicted model, not a curated record